Molecule: messenger RNA, 621 nt
Organism: Oppiella nova
Lineage: Eukaryota; Metazoa; Arthropoda; Arachnida; Sarcoptiformes; Oppiidae
Source: the annotation of a GenBank genome assembly
ACAUCACUUUUAUUAAACGAAAAAAUUAAAAACAAUUUCGAUUCGCUCGAAUUAAUCGGAUCUGGUUCAUUUGGUGAAGUAUAUAAAGUGAGGCAAAAGGCUACAUCAAAUUUUUACGCUAUUAAAAUAACUGAGUUACGCCCGGCUGCAAUUAAAGAAUUACAAUUGCUCACGCACGUUCAGAGCGUAUUUGUGGUCAAAUUGGAAUCGUUUUGGUCCGAAAAUUGUAAUAUUUUUAUUCAAAUGGAAUAUUGUCACGAGAAUUUAAAGAACGUUUUAGAAAGCCGCCAUGCUGCAUUUAACCGGGAUCGCAAUACUUUAAUAAAAUUAAUUGAAGGAGUUAAUUAUUUACAUAAGAUGAAUUUGGCAGUUAUACACCGUGACCUUAAGCCUGACAAUAUAUUAAUAUCGUACAAUACUAUUGAUACUAAACGUUUUAUCAAACUUGCUGAUUUUGGCCUUGCUACAUAUCAUGCAGAAAGCAAUAUGGAACAUACAGAGGGCGUCGGUGCCCCGGCAUAUACGCCAUAUGAAGUUUAUAAUGGAGUGUAUGGAUCGAAACGAGAUAUAUAUAGCCUUGGUGUAAUUGGUCAAAAACUUUUUGAAAUCGAAUUCAACGGG